Melozone crissalis (California towhee) is the source of this 473-nucleotide messenger RNA. RefSeq names its product HIG1 hypoxia inducible domain family member 2A (gene HIGD2A). The transcript has 2 exons. NCBI's taxonomy places the organism in Eukaryota, Metazoa, Chordata, Aves, Passeriformes, Passerellidae. Gene Ontology annotation, cellular component: mitochondrion. The record is from RefSeq and is a predicted model, not a curated record. Gene Ontology annotation, biological process: mitochondrial respirasome assembly. Bases 42 to 323 code for a protein of 93 amino acids.
GGGCUACGGCAGCCGGAAAGGGCCUUGCUGUCACCUUGGCCAUGGCGGCCGGGCCGCCCCCGCCGCUGGAGCCCAGCCCGCUGCCCACCUUCCCUGAGGAGGGAUUCACGGACAAGUUCCUGCGCAAGACCCGCGAGAACCCCCUGGUGCCCCUCGGCUGCCUGUGCACCGUCAGUGUCCUGGUCUACGGAAUCAUCUGCUUCAAGAAAGGCAACACUCGGCGCUCCCAGCUGAUGAUGCGGGCGCGUGUCAUAGCCCAGGGCUGCACCUUCGCCGCGCUGCUGGGGGGCAUGGCGGCCACGGCCUUCAAAUCCCGACAGUGACAUCGACAAGAGCGAAGCGGCGGCCACGGGCAAGUGUCUACCAGCAGCCCUGGCUGGGGAUGGAGUUUUCUGAGGCUGUUGUGAUGUCUCGGUACAGCCAGUUCUGGAGCACUGGAAAUGGGGUGAAUACACUCUGUGAUUAACAUGUAA